GCUCUAUGGCCAAGAAGCGCGCUCCCCUUUUGCGCGUCCCCUCAUCCGUCGACACAGUAAACGAGUGCCGGCGUGAACGUCGCUGUGCCGUGAAUGGACAUCCAAAAGGGAAUGUAAUAUUCUUCUGUCACUGCCUGGUUUCUUCUGUCCAGUAAUCUCUGCAACGGAAGCCGGGUGUUGAUGACUUACAGGGGUGAUGUGAUGGCAGCGCUGGCAGGCAGGGUAGAUCAGAGCAGACCGGCUGCUGCACACUGAACCAACUGAAUGCAACACAUUAGCGCCUAGACAGAAUGGAUUUUCUGAAUUCUACUGAAGGGGUGUUUGCUACAAGCAGCGGUGGUUAUGACUUGCUGGAGACCACUAAACUCCUUCCCAGUAAAAUCCUGCUUACGCUGACCUUGUCUAUACUGGCUACCCUGACUACAUUCUUCAACUGUCUGGUGAUCACAGCUAUCGCAGUCACCCGCAAGUUGCACCACCCAGCCAAUUACCUCAUCUGCUCGUUAGCAGUGACUGACCUGCUGGUAGCUGUUCUUGUCAUGCCUUUCAGUAUCAUCUACAUCCAGAAAGAGAGCUGGGUCAUGGGUCAGGUGGUGUGUACUAUCUGGAUAAGUGUGGAUAUCACCUGCUGCACAUGCUCCAUCCUGCAUCUAGCUGCAAUCGCUGUCGACCGUUAUAGAGCCAUUACUGACGCGGUGGAGUAUUCGCGCAAACGCACAGGAGCCAGGGCUGGGGCGAUGGUGGCAGUGGUGUGGCUGCUGUCCAUCUUCAUCUCACUUCCUCCUCUACUGUGGCGGCAUUACAGCGGGGACGCAGAACAUGAAGACCAGUGUAUCAUCAUCCACCACCACAUGGCCUUCACCUUGUACUCCACUCUUGGAGCUUUUUACAUCCCCUUGCUGCUCAUCCUCAUCCUCUACUAUAAAAUCUACCGGGCCGCUCAAACCCUCUAUAUGCGCAGGGAAGCCAGCCGAGCAAGCCAUCACUCAUGUAUGACCAAUGGCAGCAUGAUCCCCUCAUCCUACCCUGCUGGAGAUGGUGACAUUGAUGGGGGCCCUCGAAGUCCAGACACCAUAAGCCCACCAGAAAAGUCUUUCUCUGAACCGUCAACUGAGGAAACUCCACGUGAACGGGUUCGUGUGUCAGUAAAGGCUUUCCAGUGCCGGUCGCAGCGGCAUGAGUCACGCAGCGAGUCACGUCGGAGCCAGCUCUACCAAGGGCCGCGGGUCUCAGGCUCACGGGAACGCAAAGCAGCAUCUACACUGGGGCUGAUAAUAGGGGCCUUUGUCAUCUGUUGGUUGCCAUUUUUUGUCAAGGAGGUGAUCGUCAACACCUGCAGCUCUUGCAGUACUUCAAUGGAGCUCGCUGACUUUCUGACAUGGUUGGGCUACCUCAAUUCACUGAUCAACCCCCUCAUCUACACCAUCUUUAAUGAAGACUUCAAAAAAGCUUUUCAAAAACUAAUUAGGUGCAGUCAUUACCUCUGAUGGUUACAGUUAUGCAUGAUCAUAUCCAUACAGCAUCUAACAAACACAUAUUACAGGGAGAAUGCUGGCUGAAUACUGACAGUGUCCCUGAGAGACAAUAAGUUUAAAGAGGAAAGGACUGACACCCAUUUCCAAACACUCCACUGGGCACUUCAGCGACCUAAAUGGUGCCAGGUCAGCAGUGAGCUUUACAGCAAAGCUCCAGAUUGAAAUCCAAGUCCUGCUAUUAAUAGAACAGCUUGAGAUCUCCCUGAUGUUAACUGGUGUGUGUGUGUGCGUGUGUGUGUGUGCAUGUGAAGGGGCACUGACAUGUUGGUUUUUAGAAAAUGGGCCAUCGCUGACCUUUUUGAGGUUUGGAUUCUGAGCAUCAGUGAUCAACCCUAUUUAAAGGUCUUGAAAUAGCCGACCAUUAUGUCUGUUCCAUCUAAUGACCUCCCUUUUAUCUUGUUGAAGCUGCUGGCUGAAAUACAGACCAUGUGUAAAAUACCACAGCGUACCAAGUUGUGACUUUCUGUGGCCAUGAAGUUUUGGAAAGCAGCUUUUAUCUGACUGGCUUUCACUGUGAUUGUUAACAGAAGUAGGUACUCUGCACACAAAAUAUUCCAACAAACAUAAAUAUAAUAAAUAUAUAUAAAAUAUACAUUUGUAGAUUGUUAAGUAACAGCAAUGAUACUGGUUCAUCUGACAGUCUGAAACUGAAAGGUUACUGCCUGCCUUUAAUGAAUUUCAUACAUAUGACCAUAACAUACCAGACUUGAAAUGUUUAAGAUUUACAGGUAAGAAUGCUUUAAAAGUGAUGAAAAUAUUUUAUGAUCUGGGACCAAAUCCUGCUAUUAAUAAAACAUACUGAAAUUUAAAGAGCACUCAGUGGCAAAUAUAAAAUUUUAUCUAAUUUUUUACUACAGCAGUUUCGGUUAUGAAGAGGUUUUAAGGUGUUAUGGUUACAGGUUCUAUGGCACUUUAAUUGAUAUGUUUGCACAACUUUUUUAGGUUCCUUUCAGUUAUUUCUUAAGUCUUAUUUAAUUAUGUAUUUAUUUACUUUGGAGCCAUUAAACAGCCUAUCUUGUAUCACUCCCAUCACUAUAGCCAGCAUUAAGUUAUUGAAUGUGAAAACCAGCAACGGAGAAAUCCUCAUUACAUCACUCCUGCUCAAGUACUUGGAAAAGAACUACUAUUUCAGUACUGCCUCCAAGAGGGCACAUUCAAUGUUGCUGGAAAUACUUUGGAUGAGUCAAGUGUGAGGGUGUACUGUAUGCCAGGGAGAUAAAACAAAGUAUGCCAUGUAUUUACAUACAUCUCUGAGAGUAUCCAGUAUUUGUAUACGGCCUUUUUCGUUGUCUCUCACUGUCUCAGAAUUCAAUAAUACACAGUCGACAUCUUAAUGAGUUCCCCUGUUUUUCACAUAGUAUUUUUUUGAAGGACAAUUCGAUGUGUGAGUCAAGUACAGUAUAGUUUCUGUGUGUAUGCAGAGUCUAGUAGAAGAAAUGAGAAACAAAAUGUGAACAGAAAUGGUCAUCUGUACGUGUAAAUGAAUGAUGAUAUGAUAUACUGCAACUCCAUCUCAGUCUGCUGACAUUCUGCUGUUAAAUGUGAACAGACAGAAUAUUUUUAUAUUCUGAUAUGAUGGCACCCCCUUGUGGUCAGUAUAAAGAUUGCACACUUUCUUUCACUGCUACAAUAAGAGAUUCAUGAAUGUGGAAACUUGUUCACUUGGCCUCACUAAUCAAACAAAUAAAAGUGAUACAAAUAAAAUAAAAAAUAAAAGGCUUCUGUCUUAUAUAUUAUGUUCCAUGGAAAAUGUAUGUUUUUUUAUUAAAAAAUACACAAUAAAU
This is a messenger RNA of Monopterus albus (swamp eel), 3319 nucleotides long. RefSeq names its product 5-hydroxytryptamine (serotonin) receptor 1Fa (gene htr1fa). The record is from RefSeq and is a predicted model, not a curated record. Gene Ontology annotation, biological process: positive regulation of MAPK cascade; adenylate cyclase-activating adrenergic receptor signaling pathway. Gene Ontology annotation, molecular function: G protein-coupled serotonin receptor activity. NCBI's taxonomy places the organism in Eukaryota, Metazoa, Chordata, Actinopteri, Synbranchiformes, Synbranchidae. Bases 291 to 1487 code for a protein of 398 amino acids. Gene Ontology annotation, cellular component: plasma membrane. The transcript has 3 exons.